AGUAAAUCCGGCGUUCUGGACCGAGUUCAAACCUCGGGCUUGACAGGCAGGGCAGAGGAGCCUUUUGCACUGAGCAUGCUUCGUCCUGCACUGCCUGCACACUUAAUGAACAUUACUUCCUUCCCAGUGGUUACUCCUAGCAGAAAUCCACACCCCCUCUUUGAGAAGUGAGGAAUGCAGCUGAAACCAAAGUCCAGAAAACAUGCCCGGCACCCAGACAAGGCCCCACGGAUCAAUAAACUCAGGUUGUGACCCGCAGGUCAGUUUGUCAAACAGGACAUCAGGCUCUGCCACUUCCAAGGAGCGCCAAACCUCCUCCUCCUCCUCCUCCUCCUCCUCCUCUCCCGGAGCCAGCAGCUCCAGCUGGGGCAGCUUUGCCUCCCUCUUCUCCUCCUCAGGAUGCACAGAAGCGUUCCUGCUCUCCCUCCUGACACCAGUGGAGCCUGAGCUGAUCCUGCUCUCCCUCCUGACACCAGAGGAGUCUGAGCUGUUCCUGCUCUCCCUCCUGACACCAGAGGAGCCUGAGCUGUUCCUGCUCUAUCUCCUGACACCAGAGGAGCCUGAGCUGUUCCUGCUCUCCUUCCUGACACCAGAGGAGCCUGAGCUGUUCCUGCUCUAUCUCCUGACACCAGUGGAGCCUGAGCUGUUCCUGCUCUCCCUCCUGACACCAGGGGAGCCUGAGCUGUUCCUGCUCUCCCUCCUGACACCAGUGGAGCCUGAGCUGUUCCUGCUCUCCCUCCUGACACCAGAGGAGCCUGAGCUGUUCCUGCUCUCCCUCCUGACACCAGGGGAGCCUGAGCUGUUCCUGCUCUCCCUCCUGACACCAGUGGAGCCUGAGCUGUUCCUGCUCUCCCUCCUGACACCAGUGGAGCCUGAGCUGUUCCUGCUCUCCCUCCUGACACCAGUGGAGCCUGAGCUGUUCCUGCUCUCCCUCCUGACACCAGUGGAGCCUGAGCUGUUCCUGCUCUCCCUCCUGACACCAGUGGAGCCUGAGCUGUUCCUGCUCUCCCUCCUGACACCAGUGGAGCCUGAGCUGUUCCUGCUCUCCCUCCUGACACCAGUGGAGCCUCAGCUGUUCCUGCUCUAUCUCCUGACACCAGAGGAGCCUGAGCUGUUCCUGCUCUCCUUCCUGACACCAGGGGAGCCUGAACUGUUCCUGCUCUCCCUCCUGACACCAGUGGAGCCUGAGCUGUUCCUGCUCUCCUUCCUGACACCAGGGGAGCCUGAGCUGUUCCUGCUCUCCCUCCUGACACCAGUGGAGCCUGAGCUGUUCCUGCUCUCCUUCCUGACACCAGGGGAGCCUGAGCUGUUCCUGCUCUCCCUCCUGACACCAGUGGAGCCUGAGCUGUUCCUGCUCUCCCUCCUGACACCAAGAGAAGGCUCCAGGAGAUCCAAUGGACCAGAGAAGAGAGCCAAGGAUGCCAAGGAGGGACCUGCAGAGCUGGUACCAGGCAAAGUCUGA
This is a messenger RNA of Haemorhous mexicanus (house finch), 1462 nucleotides long. RefSeq names its product microtubule-actin cross-linking factor 1, isoforms 6/7-like. The transcript has 3 exons. Bases 203 to 1462 code for a protein of 419 amino acids. The record is from RefSeq and is a predicted model, not a curated record. Lineage: Eukaryota; Metazoa; Chordata; Aves; Passeriformes; Fringillidae.